AUGAUUUUCUCGAAUACUUUGCGUCAGUCCGUGGAUAUCACGGCUCCACUGAUGAUCCAAACUCAGAAACUCUCAUCAUUGGCCUUUAAUUUGUCUGACGGUGUUGCUCUCCGAUCUGGUAAAGAUUUAACGAAGGCUUUGCAUAAGUUGCAUUCAGUUCAGUCCACGCCCAAAUUGCUGCCAUUUUUUGGAUACCUUCUGUGUUUCCAAAAUGUGAUAGUUGGUCCAUUCUUUUUUUAUUCGGACUAUUUAUGCUACAUUGAGGGACGUGAAGAAGACCUAAUUGCUGAUGAUUCUGAACGCGAUAUUGUUGUAGCUCUUAAAAAGCAGGCGUUCUUCUGCGUAUUUCACUUCAUUCUUGCAUUUUAUGCCUCUGGCCGCUUUGUACCCGAGUUCCUCACAUGUAUUUUAUUUUGGGAAUCGUUAAGAGUGGGAAAACGCAUCUUGUGCUUUCUCUUCCUAGGCGCACUUGCGAUGCUGAUUUCUGGGUUUGGAUUUUCCGGGUUCACAUCAAAUGGAACUUUGGAGCCAGAGUAUCGGAACGCAGUCAACGUUCGUUUUUUUGGAAUCGAGGUAAAAAGGUCUCCUGGGGGUGACUACAUGGGUAUUUACGGGCUUGUGCCUUGUCACCAAGCCGCCGAUGGUACCAACAUAGGCCAGAUCGUUCUCAGGAUUGGCUGGAUCGGCAAAAAAGUAAUGAACGUUUUCGAUGUUACGGAUGUCUGUAGAAUCUCGGGUUACCUCUAG
Molecule: messenger RNA, 747 nt
Organism: Mesocestoides corti
Lineage: Eukaryota; Metazoa; Platyhelminthes; Cestoda; Cyclophyllidea; Mesocestoididae
Source: the annotation of a GenBank genome assembly